This is a messenger RNA of Penaeus monodon (black tiger shrimp), 7158 nucleotides long. RefSeq names its product synaptophysin-like. NCBI's taxonomy places the organism in Eukaryota, Metazoa, Arthropoda, Malacostraca, Decapoda, Penaeidae. Gene Ontology annotation, cellular component: synaptic vesicle; synaptic vesicle membrane. The transcript is spliced from 9 exons. The coding region runs from base 169 to 963 and encodes 264 amino acids. The record is from RefSeq and is a predicted model, not a curated record.
AGACUAAAAUAAGGCGAAGUGGCAACCCUCCCCCUCGCCGCCCGCCCCGAAGACCUGCGCGAAAAAAGGCACAAAACAUCCCAACUGUUUUCUGGUCUUGUGGCAGCCUUAUCACCCCUCUCACCUACGGCAGCUUGGAGCGAGGAACGGUGGUGGUGAUCUUGCGAGAUGGAGGUUCUUCAUCAAGAGGAAACUCAGCCUAUGCCAAUGCAGUAUGAACAACAGCCUCCUCCUGUUUACAUGGAGCAACCCAAAAAUCCCAUACAGGGUAUAUUGGCAAACCUCAAUACGAGAGUAUUAAAAGAACCUCGAGGGUUCAUGAAGAUCUUGCAGUUCGUAUUUGGUAUAAGUGCUUUUGCAACAACCACUAGUUUUAGCACAAAAUUCUCAUUUGUGAUGAAUUGUCAGAACAAAACCAUCCCAGUAUCUGGAACUGUAGACUAUCCAUUUGCAGUUGAUUCAAUGAACCAGAAGUUCGAAGUGUGCGAUGGGACCACGCAGAGGUUGUACAUAAGUGGAGACUUUUCUUCUGAUGCAGAAUUCUAUGUGGCAGUCGGAGUGUUAGCCUUCCUCUACAUCAUUGGAGCUGUGGUUCUCUAUUGUUAUUUCAGCCACAUGUAUGAAAACAAUCCUCUUGUGCCACUGGUGGAUUGUGCUUCACACGUUUUGUUUGCCAUCUUGUGGCUGGCAGGAAGCAGUGCUUGGGCCAACAGUCUUACCAACCUAGGAAUGGCUACAAGUGUCAAUAACAUCAUAGAAGAUAAUUCAGACUUCUGUAAACCUAAGAUCUGCGUUGGCGACAGGGAACCCAAUUAUUCAAAGCUAGUCAUAUCUGUGAUUCUUGGAUUCUUGAAUGUGUUCCUGUGGGCAAGCAACCUGUGGUUCCUGUACAAGGAAACUCACUACUUCAAGGCCAAGACGCAGAACCAGGCAGAUGGUACCAACCCCAUGGGAGCUGCUUGAGGUGUGCAGGACAGGAACAUCCAGAGGGAGUUUGGAUCAUAUUGAAGGAGGUGCAUGAGCAUUGUUGGUUACUCAGAAGUGCCCUCUUGUGGUUUCCUAUUUGCCAAACUCAGAUUUAAGCAUCUGACUUUUUUUUUUUUUUUUUUUUUUUAGUAUUAUUGUAUCUUAUCUUUUUGUUUUGUUUUGUUUUGUUUGUCUAGUUCAGCUUCUCAACUUUUUUUAUACAGCAGAUUUGUAUAAUAGCAAUAAAUUAGUGAUUAUUAUUAUUUUUUUUUUUUUUUUUAGGAGAUUUUAUGUACCUGAGUUUGUUGAUAUGCAGUUGAUUAUGUGCAAGAUAUGAAAACGUAAUUUCUAUUCAUAACCUUAUACUCUUCUAAUUUAAUAAGAAUACUUGUUAAGUUUCAUUUGAAGUAUGGACAAUAGAUCUGGAAAUAUUCAAAUAUAUAAAAAAAAGUAUUUUUUCUACCUUAGUAUGUUGUAAAUUAUGGUUUAUCUUCCUUGCUUAAGAAGCACACAGUCAGAAUCACAUAAAAGAAUCAGACUUAAAGCUGACACAGAACCAGUGUAAGUAGUGAGAUAAUAAACUGCAAACUUAAAAGCAUGAUUGUUUUCUAAGGAGUAGGCAUCUGUAUAGGCAGAUCGUCUCUUGAUUAAGAUAUGCAAAUCAGUCAUAUAUUGAUUGCAGCAUCAUUUCAGCCCGAGUGAAUGUGAAAAUAAACAUGCCUUUAAUGUUGCCCUCCCCCCCCACUUAUUUUUUAUUUUUUUUUACUUUGUGUUUGUUAACUGCUGUAUAGUGUAAAAUUCUACCUUUCUCUGUGACCCAAUAUUAGACCAAGAUGUACAACAUUACAGAUAUAUAACAGUUCACAAAAAUUAUAAAUUGUGUGUAUUCAUAAUCAUGCAACUAAAUGAAUACCUAUUGUGAAGACAAUGUUGUCAUUUGUGGUCUUUCAAGUGUGUUUGUAGCUGAUAGUUAUUGUAAUUGUUAGAACACAUUUGUUAUUGAUGUUCCAAUUCAUAAUUCAAUUAUUUCACUUUGAUAUGAGUAUGAUAAUGUGAAAUAAAUGUAUAAGAAUUCAUUAUAUCUUUGCAAUACUGAUCCAUCCAGGACCUACCUGUUUGCCAUAUCUCUUACACAAUUUAUUAUUUGUGAAAAUUGGUGUGUGCUUGCAUCUAUACAGACAUAUGCACUCAUAUUUCCACUUCCAGCAAAAUAGGAGCCCUCAUAUGCAGACUGGUGCUUGUACAUAACUUUUUUACUAAUCCAAAAUCAUGGUUGUGCCAAAACUGCUACAUCUGCAGUCAGCUUUUUGCCACCUCACCAUCACUAGAGGUGUUCCUGUUAUAUAGCGUAGUAGAACACUUACAUUAUGAUUGCAGUUACUAGCUUUGCUCAUACAUUUUGUAUUCUUGGUUGAUUUAGUCCUGUUGCAAAAAGUUCUCUCAGGAAAUAGUUCCAGUAAUAAUGUCUUUGGCUAGAGUACGUAAAUGAUGAUCAUCUGUCAUGUGUAUGUUUGUUCUCAGACAGGAGGAGAGAGUCAAUGCUUUUUUAUGAAAUAAUGUUGUAGAAGAAAGGAUGUAAAUGAUAAGGAUACUUACAGCUUGGGCCAAGCACAUGAGUAAAGGUGGCCAGUUCGUAAGUGUGAUGUUAUAUUUUGUUGCCUUUCUGUGAGUACCAUAACCAGAAAUGCCAAAAUUGGCACUUUUUCUGAUUGCUGACUGUGACACACUGAUAUCUAGCUUGGACUGAAAAGAAGUGAAAGAUACAGAGAAUGGCAGACAAGGAGGCACUGGUUGGAAAAGCAGUGGAAGACCAAAGAAGUUAUUAAUCAAACUGCUCUGUGUGAAUUCCUCAUAUUGAAUGCUGAAAUUAGUUUUGUUAAUAAAGAUAUUUUCUGGUAUAAAUGGUUCAGAAAUUAGUUUUCUCAAAGGAUAUUUUUGUACUUGGUCUCAAUUUCUGGUAAUGUUGAAAUACAUCCAGUGAAGCUGAGUGAUGCAAAGAAGACCACAAUAUUUUUCUGUACUCAAUACCUGUCAAGAGACAAUGUCUGGUUUGCCUGAGUUAUAUUGCAAGUAUUGAAGAGAAUUUAUGCUUUCAUUUUUAUUUCUUUGAAAAAAUUAUGGAAGUUUAUGUAAGUGUUUUGCCUGUAUUACAAAUGAUUAGCCAUAAUGAAUAUAAUAUUUUGCUUUCAGUUAUUUGAUAAAUGAGAUCUUUGCACUCUGGGGAAUGUGUUGGAGCAGUAUCAGAUUACCUAUAAAGACAAACUGUACUAUGUAGCAAAAAAUUAGUGGUAUCAGAAAUAGGAAAAGAAAAAUAUAGGUUAAAGAAAAUUAGAAACAGUGUUGAAUUGGUAUCAUAUCAGUAAAGACUAUUGUUAUAUUUCAAGGCAAGUUGUAAGCAUAACAAAAUAGCAUAGCAUGUAACUGUACUCUUCAUUUUUGUCUGGUAUCCUUGCAAAUUAUUAAUACCAAUUACAUAGAAAAGGUUUUGAAGUACUUGUUUGAAUCAAUUUUAUGCAAGGAGAUUGAAAAAAGUGCUAGAUUGGGUAUAAAGUUAUUUUGUUAUAUUGAAUAUGUAGCUUUUAAUAAAAUGGUAGGAUGAAGGCUGUAUAUAUGAUUUGCUUAUGUUAUGCAUAUGGCUAGUACUUUUAAAUGAACAGAAGUGUUUCAGAGCAUUAAAUUGUUCAUUAAUAAUUCAAUUAGUUAAAUUUGUUUAUGAUCCCGGUACACAUUCUCAGAAGUAUAUAUAGCAAGUCUUUUGUGAGAUCCUUACAGUGUAAUGAAGAACAAUAGUCUAUGCAGUCUUUUUAAUGCUCAACAUAUCUCAGAUUUCCUUUCUUUCUGUCAUUCCUUGGAAGUUGUAUUUAUUGAUUUGAUUUUUUAUGUAUUGCAAUAUUUGUAGUUUCACUUUUUUAUUGCUUCUUAUUAGUCAGUUAUGGUUGAAUGAUUUUAUCGAAUGGAAUGUUUCUCAGAUCAUUUUCAGAAAAUUAGAUCUCCACCCUGCUUUUGCUGACCUUCAUUUUUAUCCAUCACAUUUCAUUAUUAUUGGAUACACAUGAGCAGGCAGCUUGAAUAAUUCAUAGUAUUAUGUCAGUACGAUUUUUUCUGAUUAUUUUGGUUGAUUUUGAAACUGAAAGGUAAUGAUGUAGAUUUUUUUUUUAUAUACAUAUGUGACUGCAACUUGUUACUAUGAGGCUGACUUUUUUAUAGUUAUUCUUGGUUUGUUUACUGACUGCUGGUUGAUAUGACAGUACUGUAAGGACUUAUUUAUAGGAAGUGAGGAUGAAUCACAUUUUUCCUUCAUUAUUCUCAUUAUUAUAAAAGGAGGUUAUGAUUAAUUUGAUCAAUUUGAUCUCCUUGGUAUAUGCAUCGACUCCUUCAACGAAAGUCAUCAGUUAUACAGUAUACUCAUUGUAAGCACCAUCUCAGUUUGAACAUAAAGUGGACAAGAAUAUUGAUGAAAGGAGUAGCUCAGAAUUAGGGGCAAUGAUGUUUUUGCUGCUCAUUUCCUGUACGUGCAUAGGUUUAAUUCUUGUUAGUCGAGUAGGUGUUCCACUGCACAUUUUUCUCCAAGGUACUGAGUUACCGAUCAGUGUAUAAGAAUAAAUAUAAGAUUAACAGGUCUUCUAGAGUGUUGUUUGCCAUGCACUUCACUGUAAUUAAGGUUAUUACAGCUUUAAGGCAACUGUCUAAUUUUUUUUUUGUUCUGAUUGCUAGUGUUUUAAAAUUGGAUACAUACAUUUGACAUUCCAUUGGACUUUCCUUACAAAUAAGAUAUUUAGGAUUGAAAAAAAAAAAAAAAAAAUUCAUUAACAUCUACAUUUAUGUACUCUCCAAUAAGAAUGUCUAGUUGCUUGUCUGGCAAUCAUACAAGUAUCUGUGGUUGUAAAGUUAACAAGAUACAUCAUCUGUUGUUUUACAGGCAUGUGCAGAUAAGCAGGCCUGAUCAGUGGGCAUGUCCAAAAAUUAAUGUCGGGAUUGGGCAGACUACUGGCAGAACAUCUAAUUUGCAAAUGGAAUUGGUUGUUCAGGCAGUAGUUUCCCCACCUCUGAAGUCCCUUUCCAAGCAUGCUUCCUGAUCAGACUGGCUUGUCUGGAAAUACUAACAGUUUUUUGUUUGCUAGAAAUUGCAAACUAAUAUAAGUGCUUAAAGCAUUAACUGCAAAGCUUUCUUUACACACUCCUAUAAUUGAGUUCAAAAAGAUACAAUAAGUAACUUAGCCAUACUGUUUAACUUGUAUUGAUCAAGUUUGUACAAUUACAAGUUUUUCAUAUGCAUCCAUUUAUGCAUGCAAAAUUCUUAGCCUGAUUAAUUUCUAUAGUAAAUUAGAAAAGCUGCUGUAAGUCCUGUCCACAUAAGUGAGCAGUGUCUUGUGAACACAAUCAAAAAUUCAUUUCACUAACUCGCAAGAAAAUUAUUAUGCAAGAGCUGGAGUGAAAGCACUAGGCAUUGUCCAUACACAGUGUAGUGUUGUACUGCCAGACAUGAUAUUUGCCAUUCUAAUUGUCAGUAAUAUCAAGUAAGUGGUAAUAUUUGUAUUUACAUAAACAGAAGUAAUUAGAAAAGAGGAUAGCAUUUCUUGAUAUUGAUAAACCUACAUUAUUUAAUGAAGGGGAAGAGGGCAUACAGUGCAGGGAUUAUGGAAAGCAAACCCCACCAGACUUUGGCCAGACACUGCUACAUGGACAACAACAACUGUGUCUACAGACUUUCUCCUGUGGCAGAGAGACAGACUACAGACUCCUGUUCAUUUGCAUGGACAGGCUAUAAGUACUGGCAUGCCACUUGGUUUAUAGAUUGUCAGGCAAGUGCACUGUGGAAAUAAAAGCCCUGAUUAAGUACAGCUUUAUGUGAGGAGUGUACUUGUUCAGAUGAGACUAUAUCUAUCUCUGUGUAUGCUAUAUCCUCUGAAUGCACUUUAAAAUGUUCAAAAUAUAAAGGAAACUAAAGUCAGUUAGCUUAAAACUACUUUUUAAUUAUGUCCUCAAAUUACACAGCCUUAAAUAGGGGUAUACAGCCUCUCAUCAAUAUAAGUAAUCAACAGAGAAAAAAAAAAUAGAAAAAAAAUUAUCAACUGGGGUGAAAAACACUAAAGUUAGAUGGUUGCCUUAAAUCUUUUGUUGUGCUUUAUUUAUAUUUUGUACAGGUGUUUAGCUGCUUGUUAUGGUAUUUUUAAUAUAUAUAUAUAUAUAAUAGAUAACCUUUCGAGUAUUAAGUUACUUUGUAAUCUUGUGGUUAUAAUAGCAAUAUAAAAUUUUUCAGAUCCAUUCCAAAAUUAUAAUAUUUUUUGGCAGAAAAAGUAGCUGUAGGCCAGGCAGAUAUAAACAAUUGUAAUGUGCUUAAUAGAUAACAAACUUAGAGAAAAAUGUGUUUUCAAAACAUGUCACACAAUUCAAAUUACUGUAUCUUCCUCUUAUUUAGAAAACUGUAUUAGUAGUAAAGUGAUGCAGAAAAUAACAUAUAUGGGAGCAACACAACCAGGUGUAGGUGCACUCAGAGUAGUUACAAGAAGAAUGGGUAUACUGCUGCAGUCUGUAUGCUUUUGCCCGAGUGAAUAUUAAUGAACUUCUUUGCUUUCAAUAAUAAGUAUUUAUGUGCUUGCUUAUUAUGAAACUAUGAGAAGAAACAAGGUAUAUUUUUUUCUUUCUUGAUUGUUUGUAAAUACUGCAUUUCUGUGUAUAGAUGAUCCAACUGGAAAGUAGGAUAAACACACUGUGUUCAUUGUAUUUUGUCAGUUACUGGUUACAGGAGAUAGAUAUAAUUGUAAGAUUGCCUAAGUAUCAAGAGUAUUGAUUAUUUUACAGGAGGUGUAUGUGAAUAGUCUAUGAAAUAUGUUUAUGGAUUUCAAAAACAUUUAUUCUAUAUUUUGAUUUAUUGUAUUUCCUUUUUGUUGGAAGGAUAUUUAAUGAUCCAUGAUUUUUACCAGAGGAAACAAUAAAAAUUUAUCUUUUUCUUUCUAUAACUAAGGUUAAAUAGAUUAUUUGUAUGUAUUGUUUUGUUGUAUAUGUGUGGGUGAUUAUUAUUCAUUACAUAUGUUGAGUUCAGAUAUAGGUUUCUUAUUGAUACUUUAUGAAAAAUUUUGCACUGUAAAGAUUAUCAGUUUGUACCAGUGAGUUUAAAGAAAAUAUAAUUUGUGUUGUUUUCAGAUGACAGGAAAUUCAUGGCUUCCUUUAGCUAAUAAAGUAAAGAGUGGC